Molecule: messenger RNA, 5846 nt
Organism: Linepithema humile (Argentine ant)
Lineage: Eukaryota; Metazoa; Arthropoda; Insecta; Hymenoptera; Formicidae
Product: breast cancer type 1 susceptibility protein homolog
Biological process (GO): positive regulation of transcription by RNA polymerase II; double-strand break repair via homologous recombination; protein ubiquitination
Cellular component (GO): BRCA1-BARD1 complex; plasma membrane; nucleus
Molecular function (GO): zinc ion binding; DNA binding; ubiquitin-protein transferase activity
Source: RefSeq, a predicted model, not a curated record
UUUCGAUGAUCUCGAUCGAUCGCGCGUAAUCGAUAACAUAGCUGCCUGCGGCGUCUGGCGUCGUAACGUUCCCGCGCAAUGUCAAGUUUCCUCUUGUCGAUUCGAAACGGAAAGCUCGUCCAGACGUAUCAGGAAGGAACAAAAGGAUGUCAGAAAACUUUACAAGUGACAUCGAUCGGCUGUACGAUGCGGUCAACAGCAUCCACAAAUCUUUGCAGUGCACAAUCUGUUUGGAAUUGAUGAUAGAGCCUGUGAAGACAAGAUGUGGCCACUCCUUCUGUAAGUUGUGCGCAGCAGAGGUCUUGCAGAAGAAAUCUUCAUUUUGUCCAUUGUGUAAGAAAAAGCUCGACAGACGCAAUAUUUCCAAGGAUAAUCAUUUACAGUUAUGCAUAGAAAAAUUUACAGCACUUGUCUCUGCUAUCGAAACAGACAGUCACAUUGACAUAUUAUCGUAUUCAAAACGACCGCAUGAUACGAAGGAAAGCUGCUCCGAUACAUGCGUUAACAAAAACUCCAGAAGAUUAUCAUCGAAAACGCAAUCCACUCAUCAAAGUUCAGAAAGACAAAUAGAAAAAUCGUUCAGCAGUCGAGAAACGACGAUUAACCGUGGUGAUCAGCAAUUCAAUUCGAGCUUGUUAAACAAAAAAUCUAUAUCGAACGCAUUCAGCAAAGUAGGUUUUACCGACGAUGUAAAUGACAUGCCAGAAAUCAAAGUUCGUACGUGGCUUCAUACCUUACCCGAUGAACUGCUGCCUUUAAACAAAGAUGACAAAGUAUCGAUGACAGGCAAAACUACGUCGAUCAAUCAAUCCGAAGAUGAUAGCAAAUCAGACGCGACUAGCAAGACAUUAAAGACAUUUAAGAUGAGGAAGAAUCGUAAAACAAGUAAAAAACAAAGUUCGGUAUAUAUUGACGAAGACGACGAAAAUGCGUCCCAAACGAGAAAAGGUUUGUCUCAACCAAAGAAAGGCACGAGAGCGAGGCAAUCCGGCAAAGUAAAGACAAUCGAUUCGAGCGAUAUCGAUUCGAACAAAUUAAAGUACGUCGGAAUUCACGCUAGAGUAAAUUCACGCGAGAGGGAAAGUCGGAAGAAAGACGCGACAAAGCCAGGCGUCGAGGAGACUAACAAUCGGGAAAACUCGACAUUGACAACAGCGACGAUCGAGGAACGUGAUCGUUCGAGCUUGAGCGCGGCAAACACGAGCUCUGCGAAUUGGUCCGGCGUGCUGGAAUUCGGAAAGGAGAUACGCGCGAAAAAGAAGAAAAUAAAGAAACUAAACGUGAGCACCGAGAAGAGUAAAAAGCUGCCUCAGUUAGUGGAAAAUAUCAAGCUGAGCAAUCAAUACGAUUUAAGUAAAAUAAUGCUGAGCGGUAAAACGAGUCGAGAUCAGGCAAACGUAUCUAAUCUACUAAAAGAGUCAAUUGGUCGGGAACAGGAUGCGGCUGAUAAGAGUCCGAACUUAUCAAGCAUAAAAACUCACUUGAAAGCAUCGACUGAAACAGAUGCUCGUAAUGAAGACGUAUCGUUUACCAAAGGCAAAGACAUCAACUCGACGAUUAACUUGCCGAUAGAAACGUCGUGUAUCACGCUGGAAGAAGGCGAAAGGAUACACAUAAGGCAUUUGAACAACGAUCAGGUAAACCAAAUUAUCGGUAUCGAGGAUUUUCAACAUGCCGAAAAUCAAUAUCGCGAAGAGAAUGUAGAAUUUGACGUUCAUCCUGCUUCAUUACUGUCGCCGCGGAAAAGACUGACGCCGGCGAAACUCAACAAAUCCACAGGAUGCAAAAAAAUAACGCCCACCGCCGCGCAAGCUUCUAUCAGAAAUUCUAAAAAUUCAGCAGACUUAACGAUCGAAGAUCGAAUUGCCGGGCUUGAAGAGAACAGCAGUGUGAAAAGGACGCCGGAAGAGGUUCCUUUUCAAUCUCCGUUAUCAGGUAGAUUAUCGUUGAGAAGAAAACCAGAUGUUAGCAAUAACACAAAUUCGCCGCUAUUCAGCCAACUCUCACUGGCCGACAGAGUGCUGCUUGACAGAUAUGAAAGUGAUGCGAGUGACUGCAGGAACGUCGAUUCGCGGGACAAAACGCAGUCUACUCGAAUGGCAGCUGUGAGACGUCAUUUGAACUUGGACGCUGGCGAUAUUGUCGCCGGAUCUGCGGCGCCAAGAAGCACUAGGAAUCAAGGACACAGAUUCUCUGUAAAGUUCAUACAACUGGGUACAUUGUUCAGACGAAGCAAUGUAAGAUACUUUUACUUGUACGCGACGAAAAGUGAACGAGCGCUGAGAGUCAAAUUUGACGUCGGCACAGUAUGCAACAUGCAGCAAUCGAUCAGCAGGCAGGAAAUGGAAUCCGAUGUCGCGCGUGAAGCGUUGCGCGACUUCGUAGCGUCUGCCAAUCCGUCGAAGGACUCGCAAAGUUUCAGCAAUAUCACUGUAAUAGAGAAUCUGCAUUUCGCGGAUAGCGUGAACGCGAAUGCGGCUGCUGUCCCGGAAGAUGCAAAGUUUUUCUCGGCAGCGACAACUCGCAAAGUUUCAGGGACUUCGACGUCGAGGACGGAUAUCGAUCGUGAUUUAAGUCGAAAAAGGAUCACGGCGGUCGAGCGCUCUUCAAUGAAGGCGAGUGAACGAUCGACCGAAUCGGCCGGCGACGCUGAGAAGCGCUCGCAGAAAUCUCUUCAUACGCUUCGCGCGCGUAGCGAUAACAGUACGAUUCGGAAGACUUCGCGCCCUUAUGCAAGCUCGACGAAUUCCGUUAAGCUGCUAUCGCCGGACAAAGAUUCGCAGUUGAAAUUUCUGGCAAUAGACUCUCCGACGAGCAAGAGCGAAGACUCCAAAGCCAGUUCGAUACGGCAGCAAGUCGCUAUCAAAGAAAGUAACUUCGCAGCGUCCACUAGAGUCGCAGCGGCACAAAAGUCUUACUGCGAAAGCUCCAGUAAAAAGAGGAAAAGAACGAGAUACGCUGGUGACGAAGGGCUAUUCGACGACAGCGACGAUUCCGACGUCUUGUUCGACGUUCCUACAAAGCUUAAAUGUAGCAGAUCAUUCCAUGGCGAAAAAUCGGAUUUGGAUGCGAAUAAAAAGCGCCGUUUGAAUUUUUCGGACGAUCAAAUUUCCAAAGUGAUCUCGAAUUCUGAGGAACAGCACGCGCCCAAGAAAAUAGUGCCGAUUCUCGACUCGGACACAGAAUCCAAGUUAUCAGCAAAUGUCGCAGAAAAUCGGAAGAGCCACAAAUUCGCAACAUCGGAAAUCAAAGAGUCGGAAGUAUCUGAAAGCAACAGCAUCUUCCAUUCGGACAAUUUGGACUUUAUGCUGCAAGAACUAAUGGAAUCGAACGGUAGUAAAACGCAGAAGAUCGCGAAUCCUUCUAACGAUGACAUUAUAAAUCGAGUGCUGCAGAUCGAUCAACCGCGCAGUGAUCCUGACGCGCGCCGGUCGCUGAGUUCCGCCGCGCUGAACGACAGAACGAGUCAGAGCAAAAAGAACAGCGGAGAUUACUUGCUGCAGGACAAUUUCGACGAGACCAUCGCCAACAUCGACCUGCCGCAAAGCGAGGAUAUGAUGUCGAGCAGCGAGCAGCCGGCUCGCAAUCAUAGCCGCACGCUGGUGGAACAGAAUACGCCGAACUGUCCCACGAUGACGGAUGAACCGCGCGACGCCACGCAGGAAACUCCGAUGAUAUCAUCGACGAACGACAUUUUCGAGCAUUCUUCCAGAAACACUAAAAAGUUGUCCGCGAGAAACGCUUCGGAAAAUUUCGACAAGGAAAACGCGAUAUCCCACGUCCACAAAAAACGCGAGUCAAUGGACGAUCGAGGGAACAAAAAAGGCACAACGACAAAACACUUUGUUGACACAAUUGAUAAGGAUUUUCAUCGAGAGAUUACGAAGCACAACGCAUCACACGAGAAGGAGAAGUCAUUCAGUCGCGCCGAGAGUCUCCAGACAGAUAAAAAACAUAAUGUUUCGACAAAUUCAUUGAGUCAGCUGGACGAAAACGACACGCUCAUGAACGUCACGCAGGAUCAGGCUCAUCUGCAAAUCUUUGAGCAGGACCUAUUCAGCAGCCCGUCUACACGAAAAACCACGCCGAAAGUGGCUUCCGAGAACGAUCGAGAGGUGCAGCGCACUCCGAAAAGAAGAAAGCUAAAUGACAGAGACGAGAAUGCAGCGGCAGAAGGACGCCACGCCGAAGAAGACGACAUUGUCGAGAACACUCCUGAGAGAACGAGGAAGAGUAGCGAAAGCAACAUAAAAACAGUUGAAUCGAGGAAAAGUACAUCACAUCUAUCAGCGAUUACGAUUACGAGCGGUAGCUCUGUAUACAACAUGAUGCCGCUGUGUGAAAGCACGCCAAAAGUAGCGCGUCCCGCCGCAAUCGGGCAGAGCAAACAGGAAACUAUUCUGAGCGGUAGUAUUUUGCUGCCGAAGCAGACGGACGGUAAGACGUCGGAGAACGUCCGUCAGCUGUCUGACAGACAACAGCUAUGCUUUGUAUGCACCAGCUUGUCGAAAGUUCAAGUAUCGCUCGUGACGGAACUCGCGGCGAAGCACGGCGCGAAUUACGUGAACCAGUUCGAUCGCAACGUAACGCACGUCAUCGUGAACACGACCGGCGAGCGGAACGUAGCCAGAAGCACGCUCAAGUAUCUCCAAGGCAUAGCUCACCGGAAGUGGAUAGUCAGCUAUAGGUGGGUCGAGGAUUGUCUCGAGCGAGAGAAACUGCUGGACGAAGGUCCCUACGAAGCGACUACGUUCAACGACGGCGUCAUCGGCGUUAAGGGCCCACGGAAUUCCAGACUGCGCGAGAAGGAUCUGUUUGAAGGGUUCACGUUUUUGUGCGUCAAACCGUAUAACAACGUCUCGCACAGCCAAUAUCAAGACUUGUUACUCGCCACUGGAGCCACGGUGGUCGAUUCUCUCGAAGAUCUCGCUAAGAAAGGAGGCAUGAAAGGCGUGGUAAUCCAGGACAAUACUCAUGAUAUUAAAACGAUCGAACGUUGGUAUCACACCGCCAAAGCGGCGCCCAUUAUCGUCGAAUGGAUAGUGGAAUGUAUCGGGCAAUACAAAUUGCUGAAGCUCGCAUCACAGUAUUUGUCGGUGGAGGACUUUCAGGCCAUCGGCUAUCCGCGAGAGCUCGUGGAAGAAUACGAAGAAUACAGUGACGAUGAGAAUUAAUAUAAAAGAGGUAUAUUUUUUGAAUAAUCAUUAUUGACUUGCAUCAUUAUAUAUUUUCGACAAUCUAAUGUUCAUCACUAUGAUAGUAUUAUUAUGUUUAAGUUACGUUAGCACUUACGAAACCUACUCUCUAAAUUUUUUGAAAUUUUUACUAUAAUCAUGGAGUCACUGACCAAUUCACUCCAUGUGGAGUUAGCGCUCCAAACUUCACUCCAACUUAAAGCGAAAUCGCCUUCUCGUUGGUAGUGUCAGAACCGGGAGAGGUUAAUGUAUUUUGUAUGUAGUUCGGGACAGUGAAAGUAAUUAAUUUCUAUCGAAAACAUUAACCAAAUCCCAGACAAUACGCAUGUCCAAAAUUUUUAAUAUGUCUUAUGUCGGGACAUAAGACGUUUUAAAGACAUCGUGUCAAAAAGAUGUAAAAAAUGACGUCUUUAAAAUGACGUCCCGAUUUCAUUUUUUCGAAAAGUGAAAUUUCACUCCAUUUCGACUGGCAGUAUUUUCAUUGUUACUUGGAGUGACUUUUCACUCCAAAAGAGAUUCCACUCCAAGAAAUUUAGAGAGUACAUAACUGCGUGAAUUAAACUUCAAUCAUUUGCCAUAUCUAUCGUUAUAAUAUUAACUGUUACAUGCGGAUUAUAUUGUUUCCUUUUUUAUAUACAGUAUAUAUAUGUU